Messenger RNA from Octopus bimaculoides (California two-spot octopus), 2427 nucleotides. RefSeq lists its product as uncharacterized. Lineage: Eukaryota; Metazoa; Mollusca; Cephalopoda; Octopoda; Octopodidae. The record is from RefSeq and is a predicted model, not a curated record. Gene Ontology annotation, molecular function: protein binding.
AUGUUGGUAUCCAUAUCGGCAAAACUUUGUAAACAGCCUAUCUCAAGACCAAUGACACCAAGCACUCCAGGACGCGGACCAACUACACCAAAAACCAGCCCAAGUAAACCACAACUUACGACAGCGAUAUCAUAUGCCACUAAACCACCAGUGUGUGUCCUCAAGGUAUGUGAUAUUGAAGAACUACUUGGCUACAUACCUGGAAAUAUAAUAGGGUGGAUUGAGAAGGAUGGUAGAACUGGUGCCUCAAGUGAAGAAGAAGUUGCACAUGUAUUUGAUCAAGUUGAAGAAGGGGUCACUGUUCACAUUUCUUGCAAUAACUGUACUUGUAGUGAAGGCAUGCUGCAGUGCACCAACAAUGUUUGCAAAGGAUGUGCUUAUUCAACAUGGUCUCAAUGGACAGCAUGCAGUAAGGGCUGUGAUGUAGGGAAUCGAAUAAGAUCAAGAAAGAGACUGAUAAAAAAGGGAACAGCUGAUUGCAAUUUACCAACAGAAGAGACAUCUGAUUGUAACUUCAUUCCAUGUGAAGAAUCACCUUCAUGGAUGCCUUGGGCAACUUGGGAAAGUUGUUCAGCAUCAUGUGAUGUUGGAUACCAGAGAAGAACUCGAAAAUGUCAAAAUAAACUUGAAGUAAUAUCUGAAUGUCUUGGAGUAGGAGUGCAAAUCCAAGCAUGUGGAUUGGAAAGGUGUUCAAAUGAACGAGUGUGCACUGGAGGUAAAGUUUGGUCUGACUGCGCAAAUGAAUGUCCACUUCAUUGUGCAGACUACAAAGCUGGAAGGGGUGUAUGCCAGGAAUCAGAUACGUGUGUCCCUGGAUGUCGAUGUCCUGAGAACACCCUUGAACAGGAUGGAAAGUGUGUAAAGAAAGAACAAUGUUUUUGCCACGAUAAAUAUGGAACUGCUGUACUGGAAAAUUUUGAAACUUCAUCACAUGCAAUUUGUGAGAAAUGUUUAUGUAAACAUGGAGAAAUUACUUGUACAAAUAUUACAAAAAGUUGUUGUGUAUAUGCCAAAUGGUCGAGUUGGGGAGCUUGCAGUCGUACCUGUGGUGCUGGUAUACAACAUCGUUACAGAAAGUUGCUCUCCCAUGGUUCAUUGUGUGAAGAAUAUAUUCAUGAAAACAAAACCUGUACCUUAGGAACUUGUCCUUUUGAUUGUUAUUUCAAUGAAAAUGGUUACUAUAAUAAUGAAUUAAUUCGUGAAGAUUCUUGUGAAGUGUGUUAUUGUACAGCUUCAAAUAUAUCCUGCUUUUAUCAACCAAAUGCAAAAGCUGAUGGAAAAUGGGCAAGUUGGUCUGAGUGGGGACCUUGCAGCCAUUCAUGCCAGCCUGGUGGAAUCAGAAUAAGAACUCGCUCUUGCUCAAAUCCUUUACCACGCUGUGGGGGAAAAGUAUGUUCAGGAAACGCUGUUGAUUAUGAAUACUGUACAAUGAAGAAGACAUGCUGUAUUUAUGAAGAAUGGUCAAUGUGGUCAACAUGCAGCAAACCAUGUGGUAAAGGUUUUCAGAUCAGUGAACGAAUUAAAACUAGGGAUUCAUCUUGCAAAUUAAAUACUAAGACUAGAAGACAAACUUGUCGAGUACAGCCUUGCAGAGUGAGAUGUGGUAGAUGGACAAGGUGGUCACCUUGUGUGGGUCAGUGUGACAAAGGAGUCAGCAAAAGAACUUUUAGAGUUUCCACGAGACGAAGAAAUAAGUCUGUCUGCAAGACUCAAACGGAAGAAAGGGAAUGCAAACUGGCCAAAAAAUGCACAUGUGGUGAAGGAGAAAUAUGGUCAACUGAGCCAGUAUGUGAUAACACAUGCAACAAUGUUUUCGGACCUAUGAAUAAUUCCUUAUGUAAGGCACCACAGAAAGGCUGUAAAUGCAAAAAGAACUUAUUUAGAGACUCAACAGGCAAAUGUGUUCCAAGACAAAAUUGCAGUGAAUUUUGUUUUGCUGAUGGUUUAAUAAAACAGGAGAAUGAAAUGUGGACUAACCCUAAAAACAACUGUUCCAAAUGCGAAUGCAUUGGAGGCAUAACAAAAUGUCACCCAAUUUGUAAAUCACCUUCUUGUAAAAAUGAUGAAACCUUAUUUUACCUGGAGACCGAUCCUUGUUGUCCAGUUUGUCGAAAGAAAGAAGAAAUACAAUGUACAUUGAAGUCGAAAUUCAUAUUCCUGGAAAACAAAACAAGUAAUUGUCGCUCUGUUGAAAAAGUGAAGAUAUCGUAUUGCUCUGGUGAAUGUGGUGGAAGCUUUUCUGUACCAAAACUUCUCACAGAACAAAAAUUCUAUAAUUAUAAUGAUAUCUUUGACAAUCAAUGCUUAUGCUGUCAGAGUAGAACAUCGAAAAUUAAAGAAGUUAUUGCUUUGUGUGGAGCUGAACAAACUGAAACCGUGAUGUAUUACCCUGAUGUCUGCAGCUGUGAAUGUAAUCGUUGCAAGUAA